This is a messenger RNA of Anopheles stephensi (Asian malaria mosquito), 2683 nucleotides long. RefSeq names its product AH receptor-interacting protein. Lineage: Eukaryota; Metazoa; Arthropoda; Insecta; Diptera; Culicidae. The transcript is spliced from 3 exons. The record is from RefSeq and is a predicted model, not a curated record. Gene Ontology annotation, molecular function: peptidyl-prolyl cis-trans isomerase activity; protein binding. Bases 542 to 1504 code for a protein of 320 amino acids.
CGGCAAUCACCAGCUAAGGCUAUAAUCGCUGCGGAAAACCACACCUGUUGUUGGAAAACUGUCUUAACAACAAGCUUAUUAACGGCUCGUUAAAUGCCUUCGUAAAGCUUUCGCCUGCUAGGAAAAGAAAGGUACCGGAAAAUUGCAUAGAAUUAUUGUUGUUGUUUUUUUUUGUUUUCAACUUAGAUAAACAGUUGUGGUAGCAAUGUGAAAAUAUGUUAAAUUUUCCACCGCGCGUUCGUGUGGGGUUGGGAAAGUGUAACUGCGAGAUGCCAAACUGACGUGCGCACUGUAUACAUAAAAGCGUACGGUGUGUACAAGGUCCCCCUGCACCAACGUCCCGAUCCCCACUGCCCUCCCCCGUAGGACUGCAUUGCUCACCGUGAGUCACGCGCGUGAGAAAAAUCGAAAGAAAAUGUCACGAACAGCCCACUGAAAACAAAACAAACACCCAUUCGAAAGCAGGUGGCACACUUUCUCCUGCUGCUCGCGCUGGGCGUUGAUUUCUGCUGUCGUUUGUGCCUGUUCGUGUGCCCGUGUGAUGGAGGAAUGCAGCCAGCCGGAUAUGCACAUCGUGAAAACGAUCGUGCAUGCGGGCACGAAAGUGGUUCCGUUUCGUGAUGGCACCAAGGUAAAGUUCCACUAUCAGACGAGAAAGUGCGACGCAGCACGAACGCUCAUAGACGACAGCCGAACGCAGCAGAAACCGAUGGAGCUAGUGUUGGGCAAAAAGUUUAAGCUCGAGGUGUGGGAAUCGAUCGUACAGCAGAUGGCGCUGCACGAGGUGGCCCGCUUCCGGUGCGACCGGUCGCUCGUCAUGCAGUACCCGUUCGUGUCGAAAACGAUACGCGACUCGCAGAAGCCACGCGAGGAACGGAAGCACUGCUGCGGCAUGACGGUACAGAACGAGGGCAUCGGGUACAAGGAUCUCGACGAGCUGUUUACCAACCCGCAGGAUCUGGAGUUUACCAUCGAGAUACUGUCGAUCGAGAGCCCGGAAGAGUACGAGAAAGAAUCGUGGCAGCUGAGCGAUACCGAGAAGCGGACGCUGGUCGAGAAGCUCCGGGUGCAGGGUAAUGCGGCGUACAAGGCAAACGAUGUGACUGCCGCACUGGCAUCGUACUCGUACGCCACCGGCAUCAUCGAGCAGCUGAUGCUCAAAGAAAAGCCAAACGAACCGGAAUGGGUUGAGCUGGCUCAGAUGAAGGUUCCACUGCUGCUGAACUACUCCCAGUGCAAGCUGGCGGAGAAAGAUUACUACGCCGUCAUCGAGCACUGCACGGAGGUGCUCAAGUACGACCAGUGCUGCGUGAAGGCCUGGUUCCGGCGCGGCCGGGCCCACGCCGGCGCCUGGAACUUUGACCGGGCGAAGGCCGACUUUGAGCGGGCUGCCGAGCUGGACUCGAAUCUGCAGCCCGCGGUACGCAAGGAGCUGGCCAAGUUGCAGGAACAACAGCGCCUGCGGGAUCUAGAGGAUAAGUUAAAGUAUCAGAAGCUGUUCUAGAGCUUUCGGGCGGGGUUUGGUCGUAGGUUUUAUGGGGACGGGGGAAAAGUGUGCUCUAUUUUUUUUUAAAUGGUUUUUAGCCCGAUAGUUCUGCUAUCGAUAGUCCAUUUUUGCCGUGUGAGUGGGUAGGGAAAAGUAUUGCGAUCCCGUUUCCUACCUACCCUUUUUUUUAUUUCUCGCCGGCGAGUAUGUUUUUUUUUUAGAAGAGCUUUUGUUUUUUGUUGUUCAACGGUUAAUGUGUUGCUUGUGUACAGUGCUUACUAUUUAUUUCUACUGUUUAUGUGAAUGGUCAUUUACCAUAUUUUUUAAACUGUUUCAAAAAGUAGAACAGUUGCUCAAGCCUUGAGUGCUUUUUUUUCUCAAGGUAUAGCUUGCUAUUCUUCCCUUGGCACUACAAUCUCGAAAGGUGUAGAGGCCUGCCAUAUUUCUGGCUUUCUGUGACUCGAUUUUACCCCUAGCAAAGUAGUCUGGAUGGGAUUUGAACCCCGGUCCGGCCGCCAUGUGAGGGGAGGGCCAGUUCUGGCUUCCUGUUUACGAAAGGCUUGUUAAGCUUCCGUUGCCUUGCGCCAUCCAACUGGCCGGCUAUUCUGUGAUCCGAACGGCCUACCCAGGAUAAUCAAUCCGAAUCCGAGUGGAAGGAACCUUCCCCCAAAAACCUCCCCACUAAUGUACCUAAGAAAUUGUAACUUUUUUAUAUAUGUUUUAUACACGCAUUUUUGUUUAUACUCACACGUUUGUUUUCCAGCAUAUAUUGCCCACCCCGAAAAAAAAGAAGAGGCGAGAGCUAUAGAUUAUCUCUGUGUUAUAUGUAUUGGUGGUAGAUAGUAGAAAACAAAAUGUCUCCCGCAAGCGUCACACAAAUUGAUGGCCGCAUUUUAUCUAUCUCUGUAUGUUGUGCUAUGUUUCUCCGGGGGGAGGGGAGUUUCCCCCCCCCCCCCUCUAAUACACAAUAUUUCGAAAUCUAUAUUGCACACACCCACACAAGUGCACAGCAAAAUAGAAACACGAUAGCUCUUAUUGUGCCAUUAGUGGAUCGGUUGGGCCCAGAAGAGAAAAAAAAAAUGGCGGCACCUCAUUCUGUGGAGAGAAAGCGUGAAAGGGUACUCCGGUCACAGGACACAGGUCUCUAGAGUCUGGAAAUAUAGAAUGCAGAUAUGGACAUCUCACAGAUUGAAACAA